AUGCCGGCUGCCCCCGCCGCGCCUACUGCAACCCCCAUCCCGCCACCCGUUGCCCCUCCCGCCGCUGCUCCUCCCGCUCAGGCCCAGCCUGCGGCGACGGAAGACGCUGCUGCUGCUCCUCAACCUCCUCCGGCCAAAAAGAGCCGGACGAAUACUCCAUGGACCCCGGCAGAGGAGCUUCGCCUGAAGCAGAUGAGAGAUGCCGGCAGCAGCUGGGCCGAGAUUGCCAAGACUUUCCCCACUCGUACUGAGGGCAGUGUCAAGAAGCAUUGGUACAAGGAUAUGCACUACGCCGAGUUCGCGGAAGACGAGAGCCAAGCCCUCCUCAACGCCAUCAAGGAGUACGAAAACAACAAGUGGAAGGUCAUCGGGCAAAAGGUCGGCAAGCCCGCCAAGGCUUGCGAACAGUACGCCAAGGAGCACUUUCCCGACCUCUACGCCAAGCCGACCAACCGGUAG
Messenger RNA from Colletotrichum navitas, 459 nucleotides. RefSeq lists its product as uncharacterized. The transcript has 4 exons. Gene Ontology annotation, molecular function: DNA-binding transcription factor activity, RNA polymerase II-specific; RNA polymerase II cis-regulatory region sequence-specific DNA binding. NCBI's taxonomy places the organism in Eukaryota, Fungi, Ascomycota, Sordariomycetes, Glomerellales, Glomerellaceae. The coding region runs from base 1 to 459 and encodes 152 amino acids. The record is from RefSeq and is a predicted model, not a curated record. Gene Ontology annotation, cellular component: nucleus. Gene Ontology annotation, biological process: regulation of DNA-templated transcription.